This is a messenger RNA of Gopherus flavomarginatus (Mexican gopher tortoise), 628 nucleotides long. RefSeq names its product ribonuclease P/MRP subunit p14 (gene RPP14). The record is from RefSeq and is a predicted model, not a curated record. The transcript is spliced from 5 exons. NCBI's taxonomy places the organism in Eukaryota, Metazoa, Chordata, Testudines, Testudinidae. Gene Ontology annotation, cellular component: ribonuclease P complex. Bases 245 to 586 code for a protein of 113 amino acids. Gene Ontology annotation, biological process: tRNA 5'-leader removal.
GGGGAGGGAGCCCAGCAACAGUGACCAGCCCACAGCGGCGCGCGCAGAAACCGUUAAGUCAGUGGAGCAUCGCGCACGCGCCGUAGCCCGGUCACUGGGGAGCAUCGCGCACGCGCAGAGCAGAGUCGAGCUCGACGGGCGCUGCCGGAGCUGUGACAGCAACAAAGAGAAUUUCAAGGAGGUGGAAUUAGACUGAACGCUGCUCAUUUCAAGCAACUUAUUAUUUCAGCACUGAAGGAAUUGCAUGGAGAGGUAUGAGAUCAUUGACCCUGUGAUGGACUAUUGUACUUCUCUGAAUUCCCGUAAAUAUAAUUCCAUUGACUCUUUUUUUGUAUGGUCCAGAAGCAACCAUUAUGAUGAUCUAGUUUCUAGUGUUGGUGCAGCCUUGCCUGUUGAUGUCUUAACAUAUGAGGAAAAAACCCUCUCUGCAAUACUAAGAGUUCCUAGCAGUGGCCUUGUCAAGCUGUGGAGUGCUCUAACACUGCUGGGCUCCUACCAGAACAGGAAGUGUGCUUUCAGAGUGAUACAGACCUCUCCAUUUCUCCUUGCGUUAUCUGGGAACAGUAGAGAACUCAUCCUGGAUUGAGUACACAGGAGACAUGGUUGGACUGUAAGAAGCAGACAUUGC